Molecule: messenger RNA, 3760 nt
Organism: Abrus precatorius (Indian licorice)
Lineage: Eukaryota; Viridiplantae; Streptophyta; Magnoliopsida; Fabales; Fabaceae
Product: glutamate receptor 3.3
Exons: 6
Coding region: 644-3436 (930 amino acids)
Biological process (GO): G protein-coupled receptor signaling pathway
Cellular component (GO): plasma membrane
Molecular function (GO): glutamate-gated receptor activity; G protein-coupled receptor activity
Source: RefSeq, a predicted model, not a curated record
UUUUUGUUUGGUGAUAAGGUUUCCAUAAUGCCUUACUAAUUUAUUUGCAAUUUGCAGGUGACAUGAAUUCCACUCCUGAACCCAGUUAUAGUUUCUAGGCUCUUACUAGCAAUAUUUUUAAUCUUCAAACAAACCUACAUAACAGUCACAUAGUUGUUUUCCUUCGUCUUUUCCUAUGGUUCAGGUUAGAUAACCUUUCAUUCUUUCUUCAUGUCCAAGUGCGAAAUCUAGUAGUUAUUAUUCUAUAUAUUAUUUCUUCUAGUUUUGAUAACCAAUUUUCUUUUGUGCUUGGUUUUCAAAUCCGAAGUUACCAACUCCACUUAACGGUUGCGUGUUGCAGUUUUCCUUGAUUCUUUCGGUAAAUCAGCACGUGGAUAUCGUUUUCGGACAGUAAUCCAAAAUGGUUCGCGGUUUUAAUUAGAAUGCAGUUCUGGUCGUGAGUUACGUGGCAGAGGGUCAGGAACACAUUCAUAAGUCAUAACAUACUUCACUGUCAUUGGUUUGUACAAGGUUACCGUUGCUGUAGUUGUCCUCGUCGUCUUAGGAAUAGGGUGCAGGGAUUGCAGAAAAAAUUGAAGGCAAAAUCGUUGUCUGGGCAUGAAUUGAUGUAUUAUGCUCCUUCAGGUCGGUUAUUAUAGUUGAGAUGGAUCUGUUUUGGGUUGUUUGGGGGGUGACGGUGCUCGCGUGUAUGGGAGUAUCGGUCCAUCCGUGUGCGGCUGUUGCAAACGUGUCAUCCACGAGACCCACUGUUGUGAACAUUGGAGCAAUCUUCAACUUCGAUUCCGUAAUUGGGAAAGUUGCUAAAAUUGCAUUGGAGGAAGCGGUGAAGGAUGUGAACGCCAAUACCAGCAUUCUACAUGGAACUAAACUUGCUCUCACUCUGCAAAAUUCUAAUUGCAGUGGUUUCAUAGGCAUGGUUCAAGCUUUGCGGUUCAUGGAGACUGAUGUGGUUGCUAUAAUAGGGCCACAAUCUUCUGUAGUUGCCCACAUAAUAUCCCAUGUUGCAAAUGAGCUUCGGGUUCCUCUAUUGUCGUUUGCAGCAACAGACCCUACUCUCUCGUCGCUGCAGUUCCCGUUCUUUGUGAGGACAACGCAGAGUGAUUUGUACCAAAUGAGGGCAGUUGCUGAAAUAAUUGAUUAUUAUGGUUGGAAGGAGGUUAUUGCACUCUACGUUGAUGAUGAUUAUGGAAGAAACGGUGUGUCUGCAUUAGAUGAUGAACUAGCUGCCAGGCGCUGUAAAAUAUCCUACAAGGAAGGAAUCAACUCUGGGCCUCAGGUUGACCGCGGCGAAAUCACGAAUUUGCUUGUGAAGGUGGCACUGAUGCAGUCUCGGGUCAUUGUUCUUCAUGCACAUGCCAAUUCUGGGUUUACGGUUUUCAAUGUGGCACGCUAUCUUGGGAUGACAGAUAGUGGUUAUGUGUGGAUAGCCACUGACUGGCUCUCUUCAGUUCUGGAUUCUGUUUCUCUCCCUUCGGAGACAAUGAAUGUUUUGCAGGGAGUGCUUGUUUUGCGCCAGCACACCCCUGAUUCGGAUAGAAAAAGGGCAUUUUUCUCUAGGUGGAACAAGUUAACUGGUGGCUCUUUGGGGUUACAUUCUUAUGGCCUCUAUGCUUAUGAUUCUGUUUGGUUGGUUGCACGUGCUAUUGAUGCAUUUUUCAUGCAGGGUGGGAUUGUUUCUUGUACCAAUUACACAAGUUUAAGAAAUGAUAGGGGUGGUGGUCUUAACCUUGAUGCAAUGAGCAUUUUUGAUAAUGGAACGCUUCUGUUGAAGAACAUAUUGCAGAGUGAUUUUGUUGGGUUAACUGGUCAAAUGAAAUUUGAACCGGAUCGAUCUCUUGUUCAUCCUGCCUUUGACAUAAUUAAUGUGGUUGGCACUGGCAUUCGUAGGGUUGGUUACUGGUCCAGCUACUCUGGUCUGUCAAUUAUAUCUCCUGAGAUAUUAUAUGCAAAGCCACCUAAUAGAUCAACUGCAAAUCAGCAUCUUCACAGUGUGAUAUGGCCUGGAGAUACAUUAUCUAAACCCCGCGGAUGGGUAUUCCCAAAUAAUGGCAGACAACUUAGAAUUGGUGUGCCUAUUCGAGUUGGUUUCAAAGAAUUUGUCGCACCAGUGCAGGGAACAGAGAUGUUUAAAGGUUUUUGUGUUGAUGUAUUUACAGCAGCAGUAAACUUGUUGCCAUAUGCUGUUCCUUACAGCUUUGUCCCCUUUGGAGAUGGCCACAAAAAUCCAAGCUACACAGAACUUGUCAACUUGAUCACAACUGGUUACUUUGAUGGUGCCAUUGGUGACAUUGCUAUUGUCACAAAUCGGACAAGGAUUGUAGAUUUUACACAACCAUAUGCUGCAUCUGGACUUGUUGUGGUAGCUCCUUUCAAGAAAAUUAAUUCUGGCGGUUGGUCUUUCCUUCAGCCAUUUACUCCUCUUAUGUGGGCUGUGACUGCUUGUUUCUUCUUUUUCAUUGGGCUAGUUGUAUGGAUUCUGGAGCACAGGAUAAAUGAUGAAUUCAGGGGUCCACCUAAACAACAAAUCAUAACCAUGUUAUGGUUUAGCCUGUCAACUCUAUUUUUUUCCCACAGAGAGAAUACCAUGAGUUCUCUUGGUCGCUUGGUGGUACUCAUAUGGUUGUUUGUAGUUUUGAUCCUCACUUCCAGCUACACUGCAAGUUUAACAUCCAUACUCACAGUGCAGCAGUUAUCUUCCCCUAUCAAUGGAAUAGAUAGCUUAAAAGCUAGUGAUGAACCUAUAGGGUUCCAAGUGGGUUCAUUCGCAGAACAUUACUUGAUUGAAGAUAUCGGAAUAUCCAAAUCUAGGCUUGUUCCUCUUGGAUCUCCAGAAGAGUAUGCUAACGCACUCCAGCGUGGUCCUAAAAACGGAGGUGUUGCUGCUAUUGUGGAUGAACGGCCCUAUGUUGAGAUCUUCUUAUCAACCCAGUGCACAUUCAGGAUUGUAGGUCAGGAGUUCACCAGAAGUGGCUGGGGUUUUGCAUUCCCUCGGGACUCCCCUUUGGCUGUGGACAUGUCAACUGCCAUUCUACAACUUUCUGAAACUGGUGAUCUACAGCGGAUUCAUGAUAAGUGGAUGACACAAAGCACCUGUAGUUUAGACAAUACUGAAAUUGAUUCAGAUCGUCUUCAGCUCAAAAGCUUCUGGGGUCUCUUUCUCAUUUGCGGGAUAGCUUGCUUUAUUGCUCUUGUAUUACACUUUUUGCAGAUUAUGUUCCAGUUAUGGCGUUCUGCUCCUUCUGAACCUGCUUCCAAUGCUAGCACAAUUUCUGGUCAUUUUCAAAGAUUUCUUUCGCUCAUUGACGAGAAGGAAAAUUCAUCACGGAGUGGAAGAAGGAAAAGGAAUGGAGAAGAAAGAUCGCUUGAAGACCAACUGGGAAGGCAGUCAAAGAGGAUACAAACAGAAACAAGUGCGGCGUUCAACUCAAACAAUUAACGCUUUGAUGUCAUUCAUUAUUAAUUGAUCUUAGCCUUAAUGCUGCUAUAACUAUACAAAUCCCAAAUUUCAGAGUUGCAAAUGUAGGAAGUUAUAGAAUUUUUCUUCUUAUAGGAUAAAUGUUGGAAUUUUUUUGGGAACCACAAUAGGGAGUCAUUGAAGAUACAUAUGAUAUAUCCUCAUGAUUGGGUAUUAUUUUUGGAAAGAACACGUGUUAUGAAGUUGUAUCACAAAGAACGUGAUAACAUUCAGUAUGUUGCAUUCUGUACAGAUAUCACUAAUGUCAAGGGACCCUCGUCCCAUCAUAUAUUACUCUUGUUUUCU